Molecule: messenger RNA, 949 nt
Organism: Cuscuta epithymum
Lineage: Eukaryota; Viridiplantae; Streptophyta; Magnoliopsida; Solanales; Convolvulaceae
Source: the annotation of a GenBank genome assembly
CUAAUCGGGCAAUUGAAGAAGAAUAAGGAGGACGAUGUUCUUCUUCUUCGCUGGAGGAGUAGAGAAUCAAGUGAAGCAGGUACUGAAGAGCGGGGUGGGGAGAUGCAUAGCCUGCGGAUCCAGAGCGGAUCUGGUCGACUACGAGAAGGUCUUCAAAGUCUUCUUCGUCCCCGUUUGGAGAAGGCCCGGCGACCAAUCGUCCCUUUAUUGCAACAACUGCAAGCUUUUCUUCCCCCAGUCACUAUCCCCUUCCCAAUUUCCGCCGCCGCGCUCCACGGAUGGUCUGAGCUGUGGCUUCUGCGGCCGGGAGGUUGAGGCUGAUUUCCGGUUCUGCCCCUAUUGCGGUGCCGCAAUUUGAACCUACUCUCUGUUUAUAGUAACGUCUUCCCGUUCUCGUUUGAAAGAAGCAAAUGAAAUAAAUUUGCGACUUGUCAAUGUAUUGUACUGCUAUAUUGACAUGGCCAUAGUUUUACACUUUCACUGAUGCAAUCAUUCAAACUCUUAGCUGCUAAAUACGAGAUGUACAGAAGACAGGUUUUGAUCUCUAUAUAGAAGAGGGGCGCAUUAGAGCAUCCAUAAUCCAUAUCAACUACUCCGUCCGUCCCUAAAUAAACUUCCAACUUUCCUUUUUCGUCCGUCCCAAUUAAAACUUCCACUUUCCCUUUUUGGCUAGAAUUUGUGGUUCACAGCAAUUCUUACACAUUUCUCUCCUCUGCACAACUCUCCACCACACAAUACCCACUAUCUUAAACUCUGUGUCAAACCUAUUUGGAAGAUAUAAUAGGGACGGAGGGAGUAAUUGUCUAAUCAAUACUUCCUUUGUCUCCAUUUAAAGUUUCAUAAUAAUUUAUUAAGUUGAGUUUUUCUUUUAUGAUUUUAUAAAUUAUUUAAUGCUCCAUAUAAUUUUUGAAAAUGUAAAUUUUAUUUGCUAUAUAAAGUCUAAUUAGAG